Messenger RNA from Sesamum indicum (sesame), 2066 nucleotides. RefSeq names its product U-box domain-containing protein 9. Gene Ontology annotation, molecular function: ubiquitin-protein transferase activity; protein binding. Gene Ontology annotation, biological process: protein ubiquitination. The record is from RefSeq and is a predicted model, not a curated record. Lineage: Eukaryota; Viridiplantae; Streptophyta; Magnoliopsida; Lamiales; Pedaliaceae.
ACUCUCAUUCUUAUUUCAUACCUCACUCAAACGAGCACUCAGCGUGUGUUGAGAAAGAAAAAGGGUAGUAAAUGCUACAAAUUCUGUAGCCUACCAACCCAUGAAAAGAUGCGAAAGAAGAAUAGCGAAGAAAAAGAGAAACCCUCUUCACGAUUUGUAUAAUAAACGAGAAUUUGGGUUUUGUUGGUGGGGGAGAAAAGCAGAGUGAUGGCGAAGAGUGGUGUGUUUGAAGGCGAUCCGGCGAUGGUGGCUAGAGCCCUGGAAUUGAAGAAGGAGUUGCAGAAGUUAGUGAAGGCUGUUGCGGAUGAUGAUGAUGUUAAUUUGGAAGCGGUUGAGAGAGCGCAGAGGAUGCUGUGUGCGUUGAAGGAUUUCAAACUGAAGAAAUCUGUUUCUUUGAACCUUCGUGAUCAUCAUUAUGGUCAGGGAAUGGUUGCUGGCACCGUUCCGGAGGAGUUCAAGUGCCCCCUUUCCAAGGAACUCAUGAGGGAUCCUGUGAUUAUCGCCUCCGGACAGACUUUUGAUAGGCCCUUCAUUCAGAAAUGGUUAAAAGCUGGGAAUCGAACGUGCCCUCGAACCCAACAAGUACUGUCGCAUACGAUUCUCACGCCCAAUCACUUGAUCCGGGAAAUGAUAGCGGAAUGGUGCAAGAAUCACGGGAUCAAAUUGCCAGACUCUGUUCAUUAUAUCAAUGAGGAGGGUUUAACUGAAGCAGAUAGGGAUCAUUUCCUCUCGCUGCUCAAGAAAAUGUCGUCAACGUUGGCCGAUCAAAAGGAAGCUGCAAAAGACCUGCGGCUAUUGACGAAAAGAAUGCCUUCGUUUCGGGCACUUUUCAGUGAAUCUCUCGGUGCCAUACCUCAGUUGCUCUCUCCAUUCUCUCAAAGCAAGUGCAAGAGUGAGCUUCAUCCGGAUCUCCAGGAAGAUUUAAUUACGACACUUUUGAAUCUAUCCAUUCAUGAUAAUAACAAGAAGCUCGUUGCAGAAACACCUAUGGUUAUUCCACUUCUCAUGGAUGCAUUAAGGUCCGGAACUAUUGAAACGAGGAGCAAUGCAGCUGCAGCCCUUUUCACAUUGUCGGCCCUCGACUCAAACAAGGCACUAAUUGGCAAAUCUGGUGCCUUGAAGCCCCUCAUCGACCUAUUGGAAGAAGGGCAUCCUUUAGCGAUGAAAGAUGUUGCUUCGGCAAUAUUUAGUCUAUGCAUCAUUCAUGAAAAUAAGGUGAGAGCCGUAAGAGAUGGAGCGGUGCGAGUGGUAUUGAAAAAGAUCACGAGUAGAGUACAUGUUGACGAGUUAUUAGCCAUCCUCGCAAUGCUCUCAACCAGCCAAAAGGCUAUCGAGGAAAUGGGAGAGCUUGGGGCUGUUCCUUGCUUGUUUAGUAUAAUCCGGGAGACCUCUUGUGCUCGGAACAAGGAAAACUGCAUUGCCAUCCUAUACACUAUAUGUUUUAACGAUCGGUCCAAAUGGAAGGAGAUGAGAGAAGAGGAAAGCACACAUCACACAAUAUCUCAGCUCGCUCAGAACGGCACUUCCCGAGCCAAGAGAAAAGCCAGUGGCAUUCUCGAUAGACUCAACAGGGUUGUCAACCUUACCCACACGGCAUAGCCGUUGGCAACCUUGAGCACGUACUCUGUAAAUCCUACUCCACCUCCCUUUUACUGCCUCACAAAUAGUGAAACUGUCUUUGAUCAUUUCCAAUCUUCCUUGUGCAUAUUCCAUAUCUAAGCAAAGAGUUUGAUCCCAGUAUUUACAGUUACGGUAAAUUCUAUGGUAAAUGUUUUCUUGAAUAUUAUUGGUGAAUAAUUGAUGCACAUGGUCUUGGGUAGGACUGCAUUGUCUAUAAAUAAUAGUCUUUUUUGUCAGUUCAUCGACAUAGCCCGCCCGGCCUCGUUCUUUCCAUGAUGGUUUACUUGUUUGCUAACUCGCAAAAAGUAGGGUUGCUAUGCUGGUCGUAACCUGUCUCGUCCCAUGAUUACCAACUUGUUUUUGCUACUAUGCUUAUCAUAGCUUGUCUUUUUCCAUGAUUGCUAACUCGUAAGAGCUGUUAUACUGGUCGUCGUCCUUGAUCCCUC